This is a messenger RNA of Hemiscyllium ocellatum (epaulette shark), 1955 nucleotides long. RefSeq names its product wingless-type MMTV integration site family, member 3A (gene wnt3a). Gene Ontology annotation, cellular component: extracellular region. Gene Ontology annotation, molecular function: frizzled binding; cytokine activity. NCBI's taxonomy places the organism in Eukaryota, Metazoa, Chordata, Chondrichthyes, Orectolobiformes, Hemiscylliidae. The transcript has 4 exons. Gene Ontology annotation, biological process: neuron differentiation; cell fate commitment; canonical Wnt signaling pathway. The record is from RefSeq and is a predicted model, not a curated record. Bases 136 to 1194 code for a protein of 352 amino acids.
CUGGCCACCGAGAGUGUUUUAUUUCAACUUUGAAUGGGAUUUACUACACGCUCACGAAAAGAAACAAGAUUAGCUCCGGUUCAAAGAGUUUCUUUUUAUCUAAAAGAAGAUUCAAAUCGCUGACUAGUUCUGGAAAUGCUUCUGUUUGGGUAUUACCUGGUUCUACUGAACGUGAAACAAGUCAUGGCAGGUUACCCAGUUUGGUGGUCAUUGGCAGUUGGUCAUCAGUACUCAACGUUGGCAACUCAGCCAAUCCUGUGCGGAAGUAUUCCUGGGCUUGUCCCAAAGCAGUUGCGGUUUUGCCGGAAUUACAUGGAAAUUAUGCCAAGUGUGGCAGAAGGAGUGAAAAUUGGGAUUCAGGAAUGCCAGCAUCAGUUUCGAGGGAGGAGAUGGAAUUGCACAACAGUUGAGGAUAAUUUGGCAAUUUUUGGACCUGUUUUGGAUAAAGCAACAAGGGAAUCUGCUUUUGUUCACGCCAUCGCCUCGGCAGGUGUCGCCUUUGCCAUUACUCGCUCAUGCGCUGAGGGCACUGCAAACAUCUGCGGCUGUGAUAACCGGCACAAGGGCAAGCCGGGCGAAGGCUGGAAAUGGGGUGGAUGCAGUGAGGAUGUGGAGUUCGGGAGCAUGGUGUCACGAGAGUUUGCAGAUGCCCGAGAGAACAGGCCAGAUGCCCGUUCCGCCAUGAACCGGCACAACAAUGAGGCCGGCCGCAUGGCCAUUUUGGACCACAUGCACUUGAAGUGCAAGUGUCAUGGACUAUCAGGGAGCUGUGAGGUGAAGACAUGCUGGUGGUCACAGCCUGACUUCCGUGUGAUUGGAGAUUACUUAAAAGAUAAGUAUGACAGUGCCUCUGAGAUGAUCGUGGAGAAACAUCGAGAGUCCAGAGGUUGGGUGGAGACCCUUCGUCCCAAGUACACUUUGUUCAAAGCUCCAACAGAGAGAGAUUUGGUCUACUAUGAUACAUCGCCAAAUUUCUGCAACCCAAAUCCUUCAACUGGCUCAUUUGGCACGCGACACCGAAAGUGCAACAUCACAUCACAUGGAAUUGAUGGAUGUGAGUUGCUAUGCUGUGGCCGCGGACAUGACACAAGGACUGAGAAACGUAGGGAGAAGUGUCACUGUGUCUUCCACUGGUGUUGUCAUGUGAGCUGCCAAGAAUGCACACGCAUCCACAAUGUUCAUACUUGCAAAUAGAGGAAGGAAGAGGCUUUCUGGGAAAAUGGUGAUGGUCCUGAAUUGAAGCAUCUUGCUACAUGUAGAAGAUCAAGAUCCUAAGCCAAGGCUCAUCUUUGUGCUCAUGGAUUGAUGUUAUUUUGCAAACAAUGCCUUUUACAUACUCUUAUAGAAAAAACAGUGUUGACCAAAUCUUCACACAGUGAAACCUUGCAGCCUGAUCACAAAGAAUGACAGAAUUAGGGUUGUAAUCUUUAUAGCAUUGGAAAACCUUCAGACCAUCUGAUACAAAUAAGCUGUGUCUGAAAGAACAAGGGUGGAUCCUACGCUCUGCUGUCUAACAUUUACAUCAAAGAAGUAGUAAAACUAUUUUCUCAAGGUCUGAAAGGGAAUUCUAGAAGUGGGAGACAGGCUACCAAUGAACAUUCUGAGUGAAAACAUAGAUCAGAAUGACAAGGCCCAUUGGGCAGAUAUGGUAGUAUGAUUAUUGUGGACCUAUUUAAGUUUUUGAAUAAAUUCUAGCCUAGUAAACUAUCUAAGAAAUUCAGUUUUACAACUGUCUAUUUACUCAUGUUUCCUGAUGGGUUUGUUCACUUCACUCAUCUUCAAGAGCAAAUUGUCUGCAGAUUUACUAAUAUCGCUCAUUACCUAAACCAUUUAUUCAGUCAAAUAAGUUACUUUGUUAUAAAAUGUUUUCAUUUAUUAAGUCUGACCAGUUUACAAUGAGAACAUCCAUGAAAGGUAUCCUACAGUUGAUGUGACUUCUAACUAUCUGGUAAUAC